This is a messenger RNA of Drosophila guanche, 1262 nucleotides long. RefSeq lists its product as uncharacterized. Bases 88 to 1179 code for a protein of 363 amino acids. The transcript is spliced from 3 exons. Lineage: Eukaryota; Metazoa; Arthropoda; Insecta; Diptera; Drosophilidae. The record is from RefSeq and is a predicted model, not a curated record.
GCUACUCUUUCGGGUUGGUGUUGGUAUAAAAGGCCACAAAUCAUUGACGGGCAGCAUCAUUAAGCCAACAACUGAAAAGCACUCAAGAUGCGUCUAUUUGUGACCCUUUGCACUCUGCUGGCCGUCGGCCAGGCCAAGCCCCAGCAGGGCUACAACUAUGGCAGCGGCCUCUCCGGCACUCUGACGACCCACAGCCAGGGCAGCCAUGGCGGCGCGGGCUUCCUCAGUGCGCCCAGCAACACCCACAGCGCUGUGGCCCCCUAUGGUCCGCUGGGCGCCUUCCAGAGCGCCAGCGUUGGCUCGCUUGUGGGCAGCGUUGCUCCCCAGGUUGGCUACAGCAGCGGCGGCUCCGGCUCCUCCUCCUCAUCCUCGAACUUUGGCGGCGGCCGUGCCGCUGGCUUCUCUAACUAUGGCGGCUCCACUGGCGGCUUCACUGGCUUCGGCCCCAGCCCGAACAUUGGCUUCGGCGCCCUCUCGGGCUACCAGGCACCCAGCUACCAGAAGCAGCAGGAGCAGGAGGUGCAGCGCGGCUUCCAGGAGCCCAUCAUUCACAAGCAAUUCUUCACCGUCGCCGCACCCGAGGAGCACGAGAAUCUGGAGCGUGCCAAGCAUCUGGUGAUCGGUCGCCCGCAGAAGAACUAUCGCGUGGUGUUCAUCAAGGCGCCAUCCUCGAGCAAUGCCAAUGUGAAGCUGUCGGCCGAGUAUGCGCCCAAGGAGGAGAAGACCGUCAUCUAUGUGCUGUCCAAGAAGGACAAUCAGCUGGAGGUCAACGACAUUGCGACGCCAGCGCCCACAGUGCCCAGCAAGCCGGAGGUCUUCUUCAUCAAGUACAAGACAGAGGCGGAGGCAUCUCAUGCCCAGCAGCAGAUUCAGGCUGAAUACGACAGGAUUGAGGGCACUUCGGAGCACAGCGAUGGUGGCGUGGCGCCUGCUCAGUCCGUGGUCGGCAUUCUGGAUGGCGGCGCCCUUGGCUCGGCCAGCAGUGGCAGCGCUCAGUACACUGGCGGCAGCUCUGGUGGUGGCUACACUUCCUCCGCUGGCGGCAGCUCGACAGGUGGCUACACUUCCUCCGCUGGCGGCAGCUCGACUGGCGGCUACACUUCCUCCGCUGGCGGCAGCUCUAGUGGCGUUCAGAAGACUGCCCAAAGUGCCACCUAUCUGCCGCCCAAUGGCAAAUAGAAAUGGCAAAAGCGAUGAGCCAAUAGCAUGAAUAUCCCUUUUUUUUUUACCCAAAAUAAAUGCAACGAAGAAUCCCUAACAAG